This is a messenger RNA of Periconia digitata, 2781 nucleotides long. The record is from the annotation of a GenBank genome assembly. Lineage: Eukaryota; Fungi; Ascomycota; Dothideomycetes; Pleosporales; Periconiaceae.
AUGUUCGGUUCGUUGCCGCCCCUUUCCAUUUUACCGACUACGAAAUCGCUGGAAAAAACACCUCCUCCGCUCCACCCUUCGACAAGUUUUUCCUCCUUCACCUAUUGGAUAGUAGAAGACCUCCUUUGCGACUUCUCCAGGACUGGAAUCUCGGCGCAGAAUCCUCCGCCUAUCUGGCGUUCCUCCCCUCUCUGUCGCAUCCUAGACCAAAUCGCCGCCGCCAUGAAAAUCUCCAACGAUUCCACCGUACCCGUCUACACCAUUUCCGGCGCUGAGGCGCGCCCGCUUCCAGACUGGCUGAUUCGGAAGCGCAAGAGGAGCUUGAAGCACGACCCCGAAUUCGCGAAUCGCGUCGAGCUCCUUCAAGAUUUCGAGUUUGAGGAAGCCAGUCAAGUGGUUCGUGUCAGUGACGAUGGCCAAUGGGUCAUGUCAACCGGCACAUACAAACCACAAAUCCACGUCCACAACCUGCCACAGCUAUCCCUCUCCUUUGCCCGACACACAAACUGCUUGAAUGAGACAUUUGUGCUCCUCUCCUCCGAUUACACAAAGUCAAUACAUCUUCAGACUGAUCGAUUUGUCGAACUCCACACGGCAGGCGGGAUGCACCAUUCCAUCCGCAUACCACGUUUCGGACGAGAUCUUCUAUAUGACAAACACUCGGCGGAGGCUCUGAUUCCUUCGGUCGGAGUGAAUGCGGAGGGGCUCGGAGAGGCGUACCGCCUGAAUUUGGAAGUAGGGCGGUUUAUGAAGAGCUACGAGAUCGAUGUGGGUGGAGACGAUACGUUGACCGUGGGUGCAGGUUCACUACAAGGUGGAAUCCACGCAGGUAGCGUCAAUACUGGUGCUAUCGCAGAAGACAGCCAUGGCCUCGCAGCUUUUGGAACCUCUCUAGGGACCGUCGAAUUUUGGGAUCCGCGCUCCCGCAAUCGUGUUGGUAUCCUUUCUGCUCCCAACGACGCAUUCGAGGGCCGGUCCGAGAUCACAGCCCUGCAGUUCCAUCGCUCGGGUCUAGAGAUGGCCGCUGGAAACUCUAGUGGACUGGUACAUCUCUACGAUUUACGGUCACCGGUGCCUCUCCUCAAGAAAGAUCAGGGCUACGGUUAUCCCAUCAAAAACAUCAUAUAUCUCAACUCAUCAACCUCCACGCGCGCGCAAACCUCAGAGCCAAAGAUCCUCACUGCAGACAAGCGCAUCAUCAAGAUAUGGGAUGGACGGAACGGAGAGCAUUGGACAUCAGUCGAGCCUUCAGUGGAUCUCAACCAUGUGGAAUGGUGCAAAGACAGCGGAAUGCUGCUCACGGCCAACGAAGGCAAGCAACAGCAUGCAUUCUUCAUCCCGCAGCUCGGCCCUGCGCCCAAGUGGUGUGCUUUCCUUGACAACAUCGUCGAGGAAAUGGCCGAGGAUCCCAAUGAUCCCAACGCAUUCAACAAAAAUCCCGCUGGCGAAGUGUACGACAACUUCAAGUUUCUCACCCAUCCCCAAUUACGACAGCUCAACCUCGAUCAUCUGGUCGGUACCACCAAUCUCUUGCGCCCGUACAUGCACGGUUACUUUGUGGCUCAAAAACUGUACGAAGAGGCACGCCUCAUCUCGAAUCCCGAUAUGUGGCAAGAACAGAGGCAAAAGAGCAUCAAGGAAAAGAUCGAAAAGGAACGGGAAUCACGCAUUCGCGGCAACAAGAAGGUGUCGGUCAAAGUCAACCGCAAAUUGGCGGAGAAGUUCCAGGAGCGCGAGGAGAAGGCCGAGCGCAAACGGGCCCAGCGCGUGCUCGAGAAGGGCGGAGACGACGAGAUGCUCGACGCAGAUGCAGACGCAGCUCCGGCCGUGGGCGACGCGGAAGCGCAGCAAUCCAAGCCAUCCGGCGGUGUACUGCACGACCCUCGUUUUGCCCGCUUGUUCCAAGACGAAGACUUCGAAGUCGACGAGGGCAGUCACGAGUUCCAAGCCAUCAAUCCGGUCACAAGCACAAAACUACCCAAAGGACUUACCGCAGUGGAAGAAGAGCUCGUCGACGAUCGUAAAGGGUCCUCGGACGAGUCCUCGUCAGAGUCUGAAACUGAACAGAUUCGUCCCAAGAAAGCUGCAAAUGACGAUGAUAACCGCAUCUCCACCUCAACAUACAAGAAGGCCGGCCACAACAAGCAGAAAGGGCCGCAGAUGGUUGUCUCGUCGUCGAUGUCAAAACGCAAGGCGGGACCAGCUCGUGAUCAAUCGUUUGGAUCCCGUGUCACGAAACUCAAAGAUAACAGCGCGACUUCCUCACGCGGAGGCACAACCACAGUGGUCGGCGAGCGGGAAAUCUCAUUCAUCCCAGAGAAGAAAUCGAAGAAGCCGACAGCUGCGAGUGGUGAAGGGCAACGGCACGAGAAGAAGGAUAGGAGAAGCGCGAGCAAUAACGUUUUCAGAAACAUGUAAGAUAGAUAUAGAAGCUAAAAAUCGGCAAGUACAUAGCAAAAGUUCUGGUAGGGAAGUUCCACCCCAAGUCAAUGAUACCCUUUUUUCCAAGUCACUACGCCUCCAUAACAUAUAAAUCAAUAUGAAGUCAAGACGGCACGGGGUCGGGUAUACAAGAUGCCAACCCAACCACGCCCCUUUCAAAGCAUGGGAGAUGUUGGCGAAGAAGUAUCGCCGAAUGAGUGCAACUUGCGCACCCACUGUAGUCUGCAAGUAGAAUAAAUACGCGGUAUACGGUAGCGUGUUGGCGUGUUGAGAGGGGCAUUUUUCGGAUCUUCGGAGAUGGAGAGUCCUUGACCGCCCUGCGCACAAGUGUACCGCAAC